AUGGCAGAAGCAGCUUCUGACACUUCUGAGAAACUGGUUGUCAUCCACUCCAAAGCUCACAAAGAUACCAUUCUAGCUAAUUUGGAAGAACAAAGGAAAAAGGAUUUUCUCUGUGACAUUACUCUAAUAGUGGAGAAUGUGCAAUUCAGAGCCCAUAAAGCUUUGCUUGCUGCCAGCAGUGAAUACUUCUCAAUGAUGUUUGUAGAUGAGGGUGAAAUAGGGCAGUCAAUUUACAUGUUGGAGGGAAUGGUUGCAGACGCCUUUGGAGCACUGCUUGAAUUUAUCUACACUGGUUGUCUCCAUGCCAGUGAAAAAAGCACAGAACAAAUUCUGGCCACUGCACAGCUGCUGAAAGUGAAUGACUUGGUGUGGGCCUGUACAGACCAUCAGGCCAGCCGUAGCCCAUGUAAUGCAUUACCAGCGCCGGCUAACAGUGCAGCCUCUAUAGCUGUUAUUGCAAGCGACAAGAAAAAUGAAGAUCCACCCAAGCGAAAACGAGGGCGACCAAGGAAGGUCAAGAAACUCCAAGAAGAAAAAUCACCCACAAAUUCUGCUGAAGAUGUGCAGCUGAGAGAGAACAACUCCAUGCAAAAUAAGCAAAAUUUUAUGAAAAAGGAGACUGCAGAGGAAGAAACAGUUGUCAGCGAACAGGCUCCAGUGAGGAAAGAUGCAGAAGAAACUGAACCUGCUUGUGGCUCAGAAGAUGCUGUCGAUCUGUCAGCUGAGAAAGAUGAGAAUUAUGAUCCCAAAUCUGAAGGAAUACAGAGCACUCAGAGCCGUUACAGCAAACGCAGAAUAAGGAGAUCAAUCAAACUAAAAGAUUAUAAACUUCUUGGUGAUGAGGAUGAAAAAGGACUGGCAAAGAGAACUGAUGGAAAAAGAAAAUGUGCAGGUUCUGAAGCUCGCUGUAAAGACUGUGGCAAAGUAUUUAAAUAUAAUCACUUCUUAGCUAUUCAUCAGCGGAGUCAUACAGGGGAGCGCCCUUUUAAGUGCAGUGAGUGUGGCAAAGGCUUUUCCCAGAAGCACUCUCUUCAAGUCCAUGAGCGGAUGCACACUGGAGAACGGCCGUACACCUGCACCGUCUGCAGUAAGGCUCUGACAACAAAGCAUUCUCUUCUGGAGCAUAUGAGCCUACACACCGGGCAGAAGGCUUUUACAUGUGAUCAGUGUGGGAAAUACUUCAGCCAAAAGAGACAGCUUAAGAGCCAUUAUCGAGUACACACAGGCCGUUCACUGCCAGAAUGUAGCCAGUGUCGUCGCAAAUUCAUGGACGCAGCUCAGUUAAAGAAACAUCUAAGAACACAUACAGGUGAGAAGCCCUUCACUUGUGAAAUUUGUGGCAAAUCAUUUACGGCUAAAAGUUCUCUUCAGACUCACAUUAGAAUUCACAGAGGAGAAAAGCCGUAUUCUUGUGGUAUAUGCGGAAAAUCCUUCUCUGAUUCCAGUGCUAGGAGAAGACACUGUAUCUUACACACAGGCAAAAAGCCUUUCUCCUGCUCAGAAUGUAGUUUGCAGUUUGCUCGUCUGGACAACCUGAAGUCUCAUUUGAAAAUUCAUAGCAAGGAGAAGCUGUUUCAGGAAGCCAGCAUGGCCCCAAGCGCCAACACUGGUUCAGAAGAAGUGAGAAACAUUCUUCAGCUGCAGCAGUAUCAACUUGCCACCUCUGGAGGGCAGGAAAUCCAGCUACUGGUUACAAAUGCAGUACAUAAUAUAAACUUCAUGCCUAGUCAUAAUCAAGGCAUUAGUAUUGUUACUGCAGAAAAUGCCCCAAAUAUGACAACAGAGCAGGCUUCUAAUCUCACACUGCUUGCUCAGCCACCACAGCAGUUGCAAAAUUUGUUGCUUUCAGCUCAGCAGGAGCAAGUGGAACAAAUCCAAAGUAUCAAUAUGAUUGCAAACCAAAUAGAGACUGCCCAACCUGAACAAAUGCAUGUCAUCGCUCUUUCCAAGGAAGCACUAGAACAUCUCCAUGCUCAUCAAGGACAAAAUGAAGAAAUCCACUUAGCGGGAUCUUCACAUCCAGCUCAGCACGUGCAGCUGACUCAGGAAUCAAGUCAACAGUCUCACUCUAUCCAAGAUACAGUUCCUUCUCAUCAAAUGAGUGAAGAACAGAAUCAAAGUGUACAUAUUUCUGAAUCCCAUCAGCAGUCUCUGUCAGUAAAUGAGUCAUCUCAUGAGCAUCCUAUUCAAGGACAGGCUUUCUGA
Molecule: messenger RNA, 2205 nt
Organism: Pterocles gutturalis (yellow-throated sandgrouse)
Lineage: Eukaryota; Metazoa; Chordata; Aves; Pterocliformes; Pteroclidae
Gene: ZBTB24
Product: zinc finger and BTB domain containing 24
Exons: 6
Coding region: 1-2205 (734 amino acids)
Molecular function (GO): protein binding
Source: RefSeq, a predicted model, not a curated record